Molecule: messenger RNA, 4043 nt
Organism: Rhineura floridana
Lineage: Eukaryota; Metazoa; Chordata; Lepidosauria; Squamata; Rhineuridae
Gene: CD96
Product: CD96 molecule
Exons: 13
Coding region: 138-1694 (518 amino acids)
Biological process (GO): cell-matrix adhesion; inflammatory response
Source: RefSeq, a predicted model, not a curated record
AUCAUGUGAAGAGAAGAAACAUUCUUCUGUUGUAUAUCUCACCACAGAGGACAAACUGUUUUUAACUUCUUUAAGACAUCUGAAUGUGUUCUAUUUCUUUAAAAAUAUCCUUUCCUUUCAACAGGUGAAGGGUGAAGAUGGAAAUAAGAUGGCCAUUUCAGGCACUUUAUUUGUUAAUCCUCACACACUUUAUCAAUGUCCAGUCCACUAUCAUCCUUAAAAAUGAGGAAAUUGUCUAUGCCUUGCCUGGCAGUGAUGUGACUCUAAGAUGUAGCAUCCUGAAAGGAAAGGAAAUCCAUAUAACACAGACACAAUGGUCAAAGAUUCAAGAUGGCCUGCCAAGGAGGAUAGCUGUAUACAACCCUCGCUAUGGCACAGGAUGCCAUGAAACGACUUACAAUUAUUCUGUACGCUUCAGGAAGAACAUCCACCAUUGCUUGACACACUUCAACUGGACUUCCAUCCACAACGAAUCUACAGGAAACUCUCUAGAAUGCAAUCAAUGGAUUCUACAGCUGAGAAACAUUAUCCCUGAAAUGUCUGGCUUGUACGAGUGCAGCUUUACUAUAUUUCCAACUGGAACAAGCAGCUCUGAAAUCAAUCUUGUUAUCGGGAAGAGCGUGAAACCAGAAAUCUCUAUUGGCCUCCAAGCAAGUUUCACGGGAGAGGCUAAUCUUAUCUGUGGAGUAAGGAAAGCGUUUCCCAAGCCAAAUCUUCUGUGGUACAAGGAUGGAGAACUUCUGAAGGACAAAUCCAAAGGGAUAUCCAUGAAAAAUGAAGGUGCGAAGACUGCAGGCGGUUUUUAUGAGAUGAGAUCGCUGCUAACAAUACAGAGCACUGCUUGGUCAUCCAUUCACCAGGCUUUCAAAUGCAUGUCUGUAUAUCCUUUCCCUGGAAAUGAUGUUUCAUCUGAAGAAAUAGUUCUUCCUUAUGCAGGGAUUCAGACUACAUCUUUCCCACUCUCAAAAUUCAGUACUCAAGUUAUUCCAGUUUUGGAUUCAUCCACAGAAAGGUCUCAGUCUACAACGCUGGAAUCCUUAAAAGUCAGUAGUCAAGGUCCUCCAGUGAAUUCCCUCACGGAAAGGCAUUCUACUAAAAACCUGCAAGAUGACACUGUUACAAAGCUCUCUAGUUCCUCCACAGUGCCACAAAAACUGAAGGCUUCUACUACAACACCCCCAAAAUCCUCCCUCCCUGUCACCCACCUCCAUGAGAUGAAAACACGACCACAACGAAAUCUAUCUACCAGAAGAGUGACUGAAGUAACCACGCUGACUACCCUUGAUAAUCCUUCCACUGUAAAGGAUUGGUUUAAUGAUACUGGAAAUCUAUCCAUCAGGAGAGUGACUGAAGUAACCACACUGGCUAACCCUGAUCAUCCAUCUACUGUAAAGAAUUGGUUGAAUAAUACUGGUACUGCAACAAGUCCAAAACAUCCUGGCUUCUCCUGGCCAGCAGUUGUAGCCACUCUGCUUCUCUUCUGCACACUCAUAAUCAUUUUGGGGGUCAGAAAAUGGUGCCGACACCGAAAGGAAAUUAUGAACAGGCCACCAUCUUUCAAGCCGCCACCACCUCCAGUUAAGUACACUGCUAUGAUGGGCUGUGAUGAGAUUUGCCUAUCCUGCAAUGAACUGGGAAAUGAGCUAGAAGUGUUUCACAAUACUGAGUUAUUACAUUCUGUGACUUUUACCUAGAUUGCAAGAGUUCAUUGGCAGUGACCCGUAUGGAAAUUUAGACUCAUUAAUCUUGCAUUGCAGGGAGCACAAUAUUCCUAAGUACAAUUUUCCAGUGCAAAUUACCCUCUGCAGACAAUUGGCAUCAACAAAUCAAAGAGGUACUAUUAGAAGUAAGAGGUACUCUACUUCAGUUGUAUGAUCAAUAAAGAAUUAACAGUCUGCUAUAGAAACAUAAAACCUUUUUGUCUUACAAUAUCUAUAAAUUGUACAUCUGAUGCAUAUGGCAUCUACAGUUAUUCUCAAAAGUGUGUUUUCCUACAUCUGUAUCCAGAUCAGAGAUGUUCAUCUUCUGUAUUUUCAAGGGCCUCCCUAUUCUUUAGAUAAUGAUCUGAGGACACAAAGUUUAUUUGGUUGCAUAUGAAUGGGCAGGAUCAAUAAAACUGAUACCCAUGAAAGGGCUUUAGAAUUGCAGAAUGCAUACCCUCUAGCUGGGUGUUGUUAGAGGGUGGCUCAGGAGCCUAAGCCCCAGAUCUUUUGCCAAGGGAUGUGGAUCUCCUGCCUCUGACCACCCCCCUUUCAAUUUGCUGGAUCUGCUUUAUUUUUACUAGACUACUGAGAUCCAUCCACCAGAGUUUGGUGCAAAUGCCAUGCACUUAGAAUUAAAUAAUUAUAAGACCAGGUCUUGGCUUUGAACACCAGAACUGAACUAAUAUUCCUUCCACACACAAGCCCACUCCUGGUUACUCCAAGCUUACUUCAUUUCAACAGUAUAAUUUGGUUGGGGGAUAGUCAUGGGGGAAGAAUUCAAUUCUAGUUUGCACUUUAUAAAACAAUGCACCAGCCAAAACACAGGCAUCCUUUGAGAUGUGUACUUCUCCACAUUUUGCAAUGGAGUUCUCCAGCCAAGUAAUGUGUACAAAAAAUGCACAUGCUAAGGCAGCCCAAAUAUUUUUUUCCAUGGACCACUUGAAAAUUGCUGAGGGUCUUGGUGGACUUUAAUGAUUUUUCUCCCUGUUGUAGCAAUUGUAAUUUCAUAAAUUCAUAUUGUAAUAAAAGAAAAGAAAAAAGAAGCAAUAAAAUACAAUUAAAAAUCAAUGUGACACACAAAUCCACAGACACAUCAUAGAUCAUGUGAAUGAAGUUUGCAGACCACUGGUGGUCUAUGGUACUGGUCUACCCAUGCAUAUAUUAGUGAAAAUAGCAUACAAAAACACCUUAGGAAAAUUGCUUUGCAAAAAUGAGUAUACUAGGAAAAAUGCAUACAAAAUGUGUAUGUUUUCACAAGGAUUUUUUUUUAAAAAAAAAUCACAAACUGAUGCGGAAAUGUAGUGAACUAAACUUAAGACUGGAAAAAUAAGAAACAGAGAGAAAUUGAAAUUGAUAGAUUUGCCCAUCCCUAGUUGUAGUUCCAAACAUCUGGAGGGCACUAGGAUGGUGAAGGUUGCAAUAUACCAUGUCUGUUCAGCAAACAAUAAUACAAAUAUCAAGCAGUUGGUGGGGUGGGAGGACCAUAGGAUAUUAAUAGCCAUGAUUUAAGAAAUAAAGUGUAAGGCCUAUGCAUAUCAUCCCCAUCCAUUUUACUUUACCUGGAUUCAGUACAUAGUGAAGACAACAUUUCUGAAAAGAAUGCAAAUUAAAUGACUGGCAAAUGGUUUCCAGAUCUCCUUAAGCUUGCCUCAAGAUUUUGGGAUGCCUUUUUUUUAAAAAAAAGAACAUUUGGCACUGAUGGUCUUAUUGUUUCCUCAAACUGUUGUUUGUCCCAUGGUUUGGAAAAUGCCAUAAUUGUACAUUCUGUGAGGCACUUGAGAAUUAGAUUUUUAUUGUUUUCAUUUAAUUUUAAAGUAUCAUCAAAUACUUGUAUUAUCCAUCCCUCCCACCAAACUGUCUUGUGUAUAUUUUGAAGGGUGAUCUAGGAAAUAUUGCUAAUAAAUAAAAAUAUAAUGCUGGAGUAACCACUUAGCACCAGAAGGUGGCUCUAUGAGUUUAAACUUUACUCCUGCUGAGAAACUGUUUCCUGUAUAACAUAUUUGGAGAACCCAAACUGCUAAAUUUACCAACAUACAAUAUUUUUUUAAAAUAAGUAGUUUGUGUAGAUAAGUAGAGGAAAGUAGGCUGAGUAGUUAAGCUGAGAUUAUUAUUUUUAAUUUUUUUAUAUAAAAAGUAUGAAUUUAGGCCAAAGGGGAACAAUAUCCAUACCACAAUGUGUCUGUGAUUGUUUUCUGUACUAACCAGCAAUAGCCAGACUUCCGUGACGUUUGUGUUUCAGUUGGAGGGCAAUACACAGCUUGAGACUGUAAUAACCUCUGAUAUUAGAAUGUGAAUAACACUUUUGUCAAAUGAUUUCCAAAUAUCAUAAUUGCCAACUUU